Molecule: messenger RNA, 714 nt
Organism: Rotaria socialis
Lineage: Eukaryota; Metazoa; Rotifera; Eurotatoria; Philodinida; Philodinidae
Source: the annotation of a GenBank genome assembly
AUGUCUUCAUCGUCUAUAUUUCUACAUGAUUUUCUUGUUCCUAAUGAUGGUUCGCAAGGAGCGUUCGAUCAAUUAGGAAAUAUUGCUCCUGAACGAAUUAACUAUCGACGUGAGCGAAGUCCUUCUCUUGAAGAUAAUGAAUCAAUAUUCAAAUCAGUGCGUACAGAUUAUCGACCAGAUUCAAUAUCCGAUCCUCCUCUUGCUCGUCGACGUGUUGCUAAAAAGAGUACAAUUACUAAAUCUAUACCAUCCAGCAAUAAAAACCCAAUAAUGCAUCAAAAUACCCGACAAACAAUAAAUGAUGACAAUUACGACGAAAUGACUGAAUACAAUUCACCAACACGACAAUCAACAACAUCCAUUAAUAACAAUGAAGAAAUCGGUCUUAGUCGAAUACCUGAUCAACCCUUAUUACCAACAUUUAGUGAUAAAAUUCAACAUGAACUUCUGAUGGGAAAUCCCGAACCAGUUAUGAAUGAAUUAAUACGAGAAGCGGCUGAUUUCUAUAUGAAUGUUUAUCCACAAUUGACACACGGUGUUGAAUAUAAAAAAAUUGGUAUCGCACUUAUCAAUGAAUAUCCUUGUUUAGCAUGUGAAGAUACAAUUAAUCCUCAUGGUUUAAUUACAUCUCGAUUAUCUGCUCGCAUACGUAAUGUACGCCGAAAAAUGCGUACACGAGAACAAAAAUGUCAAAUGCGUGGAACGAUUUAUUAG